Molecule: messenger RNA, 1299 nt
Organism: Pyrenophora tritici-repentis Pt-1C-BFP
Lineage: Eukaryota; Fungi; Ascomycota; Dothideomycetes; Pleosporales; Pleosporaceae
Source: RefSeq, a predicted model, not a curated record
AUGUCCUUGAACCCUCCGAACCGCAACUCUGGCCUGAGCCAUCUCCAUGCUACCGACACUACGUCCACGCCAAGCCCCACAGAACGACUCGAGUCUGCUCCAGGUCCCUUAAGUGGUCAGGAAGCCUCUCACACUCAUCACCACUCGAGUAAGAGACGACGCUCCUCGAAAACAAAAGUACCCGGAGAGCUCCGCAAGUCCUCAUCCACCCCACACAUGCGCCACGUACCACUUGGAACUCCUGGCGAGCUGUCGCCAACAAGUAACAAGCCACGUAAUAAACUAGGCUAUCACCGAACAUCAGUCGCCUGCGGGCACUGUCGACGGAGGAAAAUACGAUGCCUUUUGGCUCCCGACGAUCCUCAGGGUCGAUGCUCCAACUGCAUUCGGUUAAAGAAAGAAUGCAACUUCUACCCCGUGGAACACAAUCCAGACAUGCCGCAGCCUCAAGCCAUGUCUUCGAAGCCUAGCAAUGCAGUUCAGCCGGCAACACCAGUGGCGACUUCACCACACAACCCUCUUUCAGCAUCUAGCGAUGGAAUGGGUGAGUUCCGCACACCUCUCUCUGGACCUACCGCGCCAUAUCAGAGUUAUGGGUACCAUGGAGACACCGACAGCGAUCCUCACCAUGCGCCUACCUCGAAUGGCCUACCCGUACAACAACCUCCUUAUCCUUUUCCUCCUCCAAUAGAAACACAGUGGCCCCCAACAAAUGGUUAUCUUCCAUCAUCUACUGUAGCGGAAAGUCCAUCAUGGCGACACUCUCCUUCUACAGUAAACUCGGCAUACGGCAGUGAAUCCAACGUCUCAGGCGGACACACUCCCGCAGCCAUGAGCACUAGCUCGACAAUGUCGUAUGGCCACCAGGACGGUCACUGGGGUCAACAACCACCUUUCCAGCCACCCGCGAGAUCCAUGUCUUACGGCAACAUUGACAGCCUUCCACAGCAGUACCCAGGUCAAGGGCUCGGACUUCAACACGAACACUACCGACGGACGUCUCCAUUUCCAUUUCCGGCUACGAUAGACACCAACCCUUCGACCGUGCACGCGACCACGCUCGGCAGUACCACAUCAGCACCCCUUUCGGCACCUGUUGUUCCGAACCACGCUUAUUAUGCACCGACAUGGAACUCGUACGAUGCCAUGCAAAACCACAACCUUCCAAUGCCCCCGGGCGCGCGAUCGAUGAGUGCGCAAUGGUACGGAGACGCAGGACAAUUGGAUCGAGUUCAAGAGGAGGCUACACCACCAAUGGCAUACAAUCACGCUCUUCCACAGUUCUAUUCUGGAUCAUGA